Populus trichocarpa (black cottonwood) is the source of this 1359-nucleotide messenger RNA. RefSeq names its product protein SRG1. NCBI's taxonomy places the organism in Eukaryota, Viridiplantae, Streptophyta, Magnoliopsida, Malpighiales, Salicaceae. The record is from RefSeq and is a predicted model, not a curated record. The transcript is spliced from 5 exons. The coding region runs from base 109 to 1179 and encodes 356 amino acids.
AAUUUAGCUGUGCCGUGAAAGGUAAUAUUAUAAAGUGCAUGACACGGGUCCACGCACAGAAGACCACUGGGCAUUUAACAAUGCAAACUGCACUUUCUCCUUCUAUAAAUGCAGAGUCGUGUAAGCUUGAAGCUAUCAGAACUGAGAAAGGCUAGGCCAGCAACAAUCCCUGAAAGAUUUGUUAGGGACAUGACAGAAAGACCAACACUAGCCACAGCUCUACAGCCUCCUGAUACCGUUCCCAUCAUUGAUUUCUCAAGGCUUGUUAAAGGCAAUAAAGAUGAAUACAAGAGUGAAAUGUUGCAGCUGACAAGAGCUUGCGAGGAGUGGGGUUUUUUUCAGGUGAUUAACCACGGGAUUGAUCUGAGUUUGCUGGAGAGUAUAGAGAAGGUUGCCAGGGAUUUCUUCGUGCUGCCUUUAGAGGAGAAGCAGAAGUAUCCCAUGUUGCCAGGGACUGUUCAGGGAUAUGGACAGGCCUUUGUGUUCUCUGAGGACCAAAAGCUGGACUGGUGCAACAUGUUUGCUCUUGGGCUUGAGCCCCACUUUAUAAGGGUCCCAAAACUAUGGCCAGCAAAGCCACUCAAGUUCAGUGAAACUGUAGAGGUCUAUUCAGGAGAAGUGAGGAAGCUGUGUCAGCAUCUACUGGAAUAUAUAGCCAUGACACUAAACCUGAGAACAGAUUUUUUUGAAGAGAUGUUUGGGGUGGCUGUGCAAGCCAUAAGGAUGAACUACUACCCACCAUGUGCAAGACCGGACCUUGUGUUAGGUCUUAGUCCGCAUUCAGAUGGAAGUGCCCUUACAGUGUUGCAGCAAGGGAAGGGUGGUUCAGUAGGACUCCAAAUCCUUAAAGACAACAAAUGGAUGCCUAUUCAGCCUGUUCCAAAUGCAUUUGUCAUCAACAUUGGCGACACUUUAGAAGUUUUAACAAAUGGAAAAUACAAGAGUGUGGAACACAGAGCAGUGACUCACAAGGAAAAAGACAGGCUCUCUAUUGUCACAUUUUAUGCCCCUAGCUAUGAAAUGGAGCUUGGACCAAUUCCAGAACUGGUGGAUGAGAACAACCCAUGCAAGUAUAGGACAUACAAUCAUGGAGAGUACAGUAAACACUAUGUAACUAGCAAGUUGCAAGGCAAGAAAACCCUGGAAUUUGCCAAAGUUGAAAGCAAGAAACCUACUUAGCCACACACACACACCCACCUUGGGGUGCUCAAUAUUUAGAUUUUGUAUAAAAUGUCGUUUAUGUUUCUAUUUAGAAUGGUAAGGUCAAAUUACAAGUUGAUGGGAUGCACUAUUCUUAUGCAAACUCAUUUGUAUUAGCUCAUCAAUUAAUACAAGGCGGUGGGGUCUUGUGUUUCCAAA